GCGCCUAUCCGGAGCCUCUGCCUCCCCCGAACCAAUCAGUGGGGCGUCUAAGGGGGCCUCUUCUUCCGUGCCCCGCCCCUUGGCUACCGGAUGUGUGAUGUGGCUCGCGGCGCUGCGUAACCAUGUCUGCAAUCUUCAAUUUUCAGAGCCUACUGACGGUAAUCCUUCUGCUUAUAUGUACCUGUGCAUACAUAAGGUCAAUGGCUCCCAGGUUACUGGAUAAUAAUCAAACUGGAUUAUUGGGCAUAUUCUGGAAGUGUGCCAGGAUUGGCGAGCGGAAGAGCCCUUAUGUAGCUGUGUGCUGUAUUGCGAUGGCCUUCAGUAUUCUAUUUAUACAGUAAAAAUGGGGAAAUGUCAGGAAUAUAUUUGUCAAGCGCAUAUGGAAUAAAAGACAUGGGAAAAACAGAAGAGAUGAAAAAUAUGUUCUACACUUCACUUUCUUUGUUAAUGCUGGACAAGACACACCUUUGACAAUUUGUUUCCAUAUUUCAGUUAGGGGAGCAGUGGUGUAUUAAAUUAUAAAAAUGCAGUUAUUAAUUAAUACUG
This is a messenger RNA of Lacerta agilis (Sand lizard), 546 nucleotides long. RefSeq names its product transmembrane protein 167A (gene TMEM167A). The transcript has 4 exons. The record is from RefSeq and is a predicted model, not a curated record. Gene Ontology annotation, biological process: intracellular transport; protein secretion. NCBI's taxonomy places the organism in Eukaryota, Metazoa, Chordata, Lepidosauria, Squamata, Lacertidae. The coding region runs from base 123 to 341 and encodes 72 amino acids.